This is a messenger RNA of Kazachstania africana CBS 2517, 174 nucleotides long. RefSeq names its product NEDD8 family protein RUB1 (gene RUB1). Gene Ontology annotation, cellular component: cytoplasm; nucleus. Gene Ontology annotation, molecular function: protein tag activity; ubiquitin protein ligase binding. Bases 1 to 174 code for a protein of 57 amino acids. Gene Ontology annotation, biological process: modification-dependent protein catabolic process; protein neddylation; regulation of proteolysis. The record is from RefSeq and is a predicted model, not a curated record. The transcript is spliced from 2 exons. NCBI's taxonomy places the organism in Eukaryota, Fungi, Ascomycota, Saccharomycetes, Saccharomycetales, Saccharomycetaceae.
AUGUUUAUAAAAGUGAAAACGUUAACGGGGAAAGAAAUAGCUGUCGAGUUGGACGAGAACGAUCGUAUUUAUCAUAUCAAAGAGCUUUUAGAAGAAAAAGAAGGUAUUCCACCUUCUCAACAAAGGCUGAUAUUUCAAGGAAAGCAAAUUAUAGAAAUGACGAACAAACUGUAA